AUGGAUGACCCAUACAAUGAAUCAUUACUAUCUGAUGUACUGCCAUUUUUAGAUUCAUUUGAAGAUAAUCAACUAGACAAAAGGCACUUGGAGCCAGAAUGGGAUGACCUUGAGACCAAACGAUUCCAUUUUGAGGAUAAUACUACUACUACACCUGAUCCUAAACAUGUAGAAUUCAACGAGAUCACUCCCUCUAAACUUCUCUCACUAUCUGGGCCUGCUGGAAACCCUGAAUCAUCUCGCUCAAAUGAAGACGCGUUCGAUAGGCAGCAGGAUGGGCCCAUUGACAUCUUUAACCCUCAAUUUUGGGCUUCUGCGUUGAAUUCUAUAGAUUACAGUGAUAUCGAUAUUAGUAAAUACAGUGACUAUGACAAAUCAAAGUCUGUUGGCGCCUUUCUAACUGAGAAGUUCAACAUAGAAAAGAUAAUUCACAAUAAGAGUGAACAAGUGUUCAAGUUGGACUGUCUAAUCGUAAUGAUUGAUUCACUGAUAGUUGUUGAGCCAAAUAUUCUAAUAGUUUUAAGGGACGAAACUGGUAAAAUCACUGGAAUCAUGUACAAGGAGGAUAUCGAUAUUUACAGAAAUGAGCUGGUACCGGGAUGUGUAAUGAUACUGGUCGAGGUGACGGUCUACUCUCCGAUAGGCUGCGAUCCCUAUGUUAUAAUUUCAAAGGAUAGCUUAUCCAGAAUACUCCCCAGCUAUACGAUUCAAUACAAAGAUUUUGGGUGA
Molecule: messenger RNA, 729 nt
Organism: Theileria orientalis strain Shintoku
Lineage: Eukaryota; Apicomplexa; Aconoidasida; Piroplasmida; Theileriidae
Exons: 7
Coding region: 1-729 (242 amino acids)
Biological process (GO): recombinational repair
Source: RefSeq, a predicted model, not a curated record